GCGGCCGCGCCAGGCCCCAUCUGUGGGCCGCCGCCGCCGGGGCGCCUUGCCCACGCCCGGGCGGCAUGGCGAGCACGGGAGCCAGCUUCGCGACCUACGAGAUCGUGGAGGCGUACAAGGAGCUUCAGCGGCUUGAGCUGGCCCUGGUCAAGGAGCGGGAGCGCAACGCCCAGCUCGAGGAGGAGCAGCGGGUGGCCGCCGAGUCCCACGCCCGCGACGUCGCGUGCCUGGAGGAGAUGCUGCAGCAGGUUCUGGCAGAGAACCAGCGCCUGUCUGCCCAGCUCGAGGAGAGAAAGAGCGGUGAGGCCCCGCUGAGAUCCCUCGAGGAGAUACGGGCCAUGUACGAGAUCCCGCCGCAAGGUGCCCCCGUGCACCCGCCGCUCCCUGCACGGGACGCCCUCGGGGCGCAACUGGCGCCGCUGAACCUGCAGGGGCACGAGCUCGGGGACGCGGGCGUCGAGGCGCUUUGCCCGGCGCUGGCGGAGAAGCCGCGCUUGACGGCGGUGAACCUCGCGGCCAACGGGCUUUCCUGCGUGGGCGCCGAGGCCCUCGCCCGCGCCCUGAGGUGCAGCGGCUCGCUGACGGCGGUCAACCUCCGCGGCAACAGCAUCGGCGAGGAGGGCGUGGCCCACCUCACAUCGGCCCUGGAGGCGAACGUGCGGCUCGUGGAGCUCAGGCUAGAGGGCAACUGGGUCAGCGCCGCCGCCACCGUGCGGCUGCAUGCGGCCCUCGGGCGCAACCGGCUGCGCAGGGCGCGCCGGGAGCUCCACGCCGAGCUGAUGCUGAUGCUGCGGCUGGCCGCGGGGCCGUCGGCGGGGCUCCCCGAGCUCGCGCGGGGGAAGGUGAGGCUGCGCAGUGGGCGCGGCGGCCUGGGCUUGCUGCUGAGGCUCCUGUGCAGGGACGCGGGGCUGGCGCGAGUGCUGCUGUACGAGAUCGUGGCCUUCUGUGUCUGA
This is a messenger RNA of Prorocentrum cordatum, 953 nucleotides long. NCBI's taxonomy places the organism in Eukaryota, Dinophyceae, Prorocentrales, Prorocentraceae. The record is from the annotation of a GenBank genome assembly.